AUGGAUGACUCAUCACCUGAAAUCAUUAAUCUUAAACGACAAAAGGCUUUUGAUAAUCAUUGUGUAGCGUCAAGCCAGUACAAGUUCUAUAGAAAUAUUGUCAACCGUGAAAGAAAGUUAUGCAAAGCAAAUUUUUAUAAGUCUAAAAUUGAACAUACUAAAAAGGAAAAGUAUCGUGGAAAGAAAUUAAAAGAAUAUUUCCGGGCGCAGAGAAAUACAACUACUUUGACUGACCACAUUCAAGACGAAGUCGCUAAAAAUCUAUCUACGAAAGAGAUAUAG
This is a messenger RNA of Paramuricea clavata, 282 nucleotides long. The record is from the annotation of a GenBank genome assembly. Lineage: Eukaryota; Metazoa; Cnidaria; Anthozoa; Malacalcyonacea; Plexauridae.